AUGUUUCGAAAUCAAUACGAUACCGAUGUCACUGUAUGGAGUCCCGAAGGGCGGCUGCUUCAGGUGGAAUAUGCAAUGGAGUCAGUCAAGCAGGGGUCCGCUUGUGUCGGUCUCCGCAGCAACGACUAUUGCGUUCUUGGAGCCCUGAAGCGUAGUGUGAGCGAACUCUCAUCUCACCAAAAGAAAUUGUUGGAAAUUGACGAUCAUAUGGCCAUGGGAAUUGCUGGUCUUACAGCAGAUGCUCGUUCCCUUGCCAAGUACAUGCGCAACGAAUGCUUGAACCACAAAUACGUUUAUGGGGAUAACAUUCCACCUGCUGUUUUGAUGAGCGAUUUGGCGGACAAGCACCAACGUACCACUCAAACGUAUGUAAGACGUCCUUUCGGAGUUGGUCUGUUGGUGGCGGGAGUCGAUCCCCAACGAAACUCUUGCCACUUGUAUCAAACCUGUCCCAGUGGCAAUCUCUACGAAUUUUAUGCAUCGGCAAUUGGCGCCAGAAGCCAAUCUGCGAGAACCUACUUGGAAAAGCAUUACGAAUCUUUCCCAGCAAGUUCCAAGGACGAAUUGAUCGUUCAUGCUCUGCAAGCUCUGGUUGGGUGUGUCAGUGGCGAUGAUGAGCUGACAAAAGAAAAUGGAAGCAUUGCGGUCGUUGGAAAGAACCAAAAUUAUAUUCUUAUUGAAGGGGAGGAACUGCAGCCAUACUUGGAUAAAUUGGAAAUCAAGAGAAAUGAUGACGACGAUGCCGAGGAAGAGGAAAGCGAAGUCGCUGAGGCAAUGGAAACUUAG
Messenger RNA from Cylindrotheca closterium, 786 nucleotides. The record is from the annotation of a GenBank genome assembly. Lineage: Eukaryota; Bacillariophyta; Bacillariophyceae; Bacillariales; Bacillariaceae.